UGCUGGUCCCUGGUCCAGUCCAGUCCCAGGUGGUAGAGUACAGUGUGGAUGUUUCUCUACCGGAACACUUCAUCCUGCCUCAUACCAUCACUCUGCCUGUGGCCAGGGACGCACGGGUCACACAGGACAACCUCACAGACUCUGAGGUAGUGAUGGUACCACUGAGGUUCCAUGCCCACGUGGCCGGUCGGUUCCAGUGCCAGCUGGUUCUGCAGUCGUGGCGUGACAUCAGAGUCUACCUGCUGGAAGCCGUGGUUACCGCAGAGGGAGACCACGCCCAGCUAGAGUUCACCACGCCCGCUCACCUGUCUGUCACUCAGGACAUCCCUCUGAUCAAUGAGAGCAGACAGGACUGGCGUCUGCGAGGCUUGGUUAGUGGCUGUGGCUUCUACGGCCCUCCUGUGGUGUACAUACGGGCCGGGGAGAAGACCUGUUACCCCCUUACCUUUAGACCCACCACACAGAGCAUCGUCACGGGCAGGCUGUCCUUGCUGAAUGACACAGAUGGGACGGAGCACAGCUUCACCCUGAGAGGGGUGGGGGAGCGGUCCCUACCCCUGGACCACGUGGUGAUACACUGCUCUGUCAGACAGGUCACACACAGCACCCUGCAGGUCCCCAACUACAGCCAGCACCCCCUCACCUGUCAGGUGGUAUCAGACCUCUCCAUCGUCAGUGGACCGCCCACCUUGGACAUCAAACCAGGUCACACCGUCCCCUACACCGUGUCUGUGUCACCAUGGAAACGAGGGAAACAUACAGGGUCCAUGUCAUUCCUAGCCGUGGAGAGUGAGACAGGAACAGGGAAUGAGUCCAGGCAAUAUGAGGUGUGGUUCUCUAUAGAGGUCAUAUGUGAUCCUGCUCCUCCCCUGAAGGUGCUGGCUGUGCACUGUGCUGUUCAGAGCUCUGUUGCCGUGGAGAUCGCCCUUAGUAAUCCGGAGGCGGAGCCGCUUGAGCUGUGGGUGUGUCUGGAGGGAGAGGACCUGAGUGGAGACACCCUGGUGUGUGUCCCUCCCCAGAGCAGUCUCAACUACACAGUCACCUUCUCUCCUGCUGUAGUAGGGAAGAGAACAGACAGUGUGGUCUUCCAGUCGGAGCUGGUGGGAGAGUUCUGGUACCAACUGGACCUGCUGGCCCAACCUCCUGUCCUCACCACCUUACCACAGAGCAGCUGUGAACUGGGAAAGUGGACCAGGCUGUACAUCCCACUGGUCAACCCCACAGACGAGACACUGGAGCUGGGCACGGUCAACAGCAACCUCGCAAUUUCACCCUGGAGCUGGACACCAGCAGACCAGUUACUCAUCAUAGCACCACACUCGUCCACCCAGGUUCCUGUCCGUUUCAGCCCAUCAACCAUCGGAGCUGGAAACCACACAGCCAAGAUCUCCUUCACCUGCUCUCAGUUAGAACACUGGAGCUUCCAGCUGUGUGGUGAAGGCCUGACCCCUGGGAGGAUGGAGCCUCUGUCUGUAGCCUCCCCUGUGGGAUCUCAUUCCUCCAUCAUCCUCCCCUUCAGGAACCCUACUGAACACCCAGCCCUGCUGCACCUCAGACUCACAGACGAAGAGCCCGGUCAGAAGAGAUCAAGCCAGUCCUUCAUCUGUGACAGGAAAGUGUUCUGCAUCCCCUCAAACAGACACAAGGUGUGCGUGUGUCUGCGGGGGCCAGUGUGGACAUUCCUGUGGUGUUUGCCCCUGACUCCAUGCAACUGCACCAGGCCUGGCUCCUGGUUCAGCUAG
Molecule: messenger RNA, 1742 nt
Organism: Oncorhynchus tshawytscha (Chinook salmon)
Lineage: Eukaryota; Metazoa; Chordata; Actinopteri; Salmoniformes; Salmonidae
Product: cilia- and flagella-associated protein 47-like
Exons: 13
Coding region: 153-1742 (529 amino acids)
Source: RefSeq, a predicted model, not a curated record